Messenger RNA from Cylas formicarius (sweet potato weevil), 1570 nucleotides. RefSeq names its product homeobox protein Nkx-6.1 (gene HGTX). Gene Ontology annotation, biological process: cell differentiation; regulation of transcription by RNA polymerase II. NCBI's taxonomy places the organism in Eukaryota, Metazoa, Arthropoda, Insecta, Coleoptera, Brentidae. Gene Ontology annotation, molecular function: RNA polymerase II cis-regulatory region sequence-specific DNA binding; DNA-binding transcription factor activity, RNA polymerase II-specific. The transcript has 4 exons. Gene Ontology annotation, cellular component: nucleus. Bases 1 to 1011 code for a protein of 336 amino acids. The record is from RefSeq and is a predicted model, not a curated record.
AUGACGCAACAUAGCGACGCGUCCAGCGAUCGUUCCGAAGUGUCAGUCACUCCACCGCCGCCCGUAUCGAAAAUGCUCGAAUUUGCUAGCCACCAAAACCUUAGCCUGUUCAAUUUGGAGCAUCGCAACAUGCUAGCGGCACCGUUGGCUGCGUUGCACUCCAUGGCGGAGAUGAAGCAGCACCAGGGCCAUCUCAGUCCAUCGGAUCACCUUCACCACGACAAAAGCGAAACAGAGUCGUUGUUGGAGAGGUCUAGCUUGCACGUGGACCGUUCCGGAUUGACGUCGAGAAGUCCGCUAGGAGCUACUAGUAAUAGUAAUAGUUCGCAAGGCGCGAAUCCUCACGGCAUCGACCAUAUACUAUCCAGACCGUCUCAGAUAACGACCGGAUCGUUGCAUUUUCCUCAUAAUUUGGGGUUUACGCAAAAUUCGCUGGGUAUGGCCGCCAACAGUGCCCAGAGCGCUAGCAAUACGAGUUUGCGAGGAUUUAACAUUGCCGCCGCUGCCUUUUUCCACCAUCACGCUGCUAAUUCCGUGAACAAACCUCCGGUCGAAUUGGGAAGGACCACGGGUGGACUUUACUGGCCCGGCAUCCAAAGCCUCAACCCCAUCGCCUGGAGGGAUCGUCUUAGCGGCAAAAACGAAUAUUUUGCACGAUAUGUGAACCAGUCCAAUAUGGGGGCCCUUGGACCCGACAAAGACGCUAAGAAGAAACACACAAGGCCUACUUUUUCCGGACAACAAAUAUUUGCUCUAGAAAAAACGUUCGAACAAACCAAAUACCUAGCGGGUCCCGAGAGGGCAAAACUAGCUUACGCUUUGGGAAUGACCGAGUCUCAAGUAAAGGUGUGGUUUCAAAACAGACGUACAAAAUGGCGGAAAAAGCACGCGGCUGAAAUGGCGACGGCCAAAAGAAAACAGGAGGUGCUUGAUAAUCAAACCGAUGAGAACAGCGAUAUUAUUUCGGAUAACGAAGACGAACACGCGGCAAAACGGCAAAAUUUGCAAUGAAAUUUCGUGUAGUGAGCGGUUUGGACUCCAGCAGAAUUUGUACAUACAGUUAUAUGAAUAUAAAAAAAAAUAAAACGAUUAUUAGUGAUCUCAUCUAUUUCUUCGAAAGUGAUGUGCGGCCACGGACGUAUACUAGCAUGGUACGAUGUAGCCGAACGCUUGUAAAAAUGUUAAUAUUAACUUAUAAAUAUUAUAUGUAUGUAUACGUAUAUAAACGGCAUUUAGAUUUAACUAUAAGAGAUAAAUUACAAAGAUGCGUAUGGCCUAUAUUAUUUAUACUCCUUAAGCAAGCUUGAAUUUCGGCUUUCGUCACAGAUUUAUUUCAUUAUCCUGCUCCAAACCUGCAUAUAUUUUUUUCUUGACUAUUUCUCAACAUGCUGAUUUCUUAUAUGAAUAAAUAUCUCACGCCACUCAUCAAAGGCAUGCUUCUAGCCGCGAUAAAUUAAAACGCCACUUAUAAUGACGAUACGCAUUUCUGUAAUUUCAUUUGGAGGCUUCAACUAAUGCUUCAUUAUGUUGCGUGAGAGAGCAUCAUCAAAUGAUUGAAUUAUAUAUUUUG